AUGUCGUGUACUCACAUCGGAGACAUCGCGCGUCUUCAGCAGCCAAAGCUCUCCCAGUCCGUUCAUCGCGAGGAGUGUACACAGUGUUUCGACAACCAGGAUGGUCCUAACGGAGUCGAUGUAUGCUUGACGUGCUUCAAUGGUGGAUGCCUAGACAAGGAGAGGCACCACGCACGAACUCAUGCGGCGAAGACGGGGCAUGGAUUCACGCUUAAUAUGAAGCGGAAACCGAAGCCGUCUGCGAACAGGGCCGAGGAUGAAGAGCCCCCUGCAAAAAUGAAGAAGCUUGCCAUCGUGGAGGAGCGUGAGGAGGACAAGUACGAGCACAAGACCGUCCUCAAGUGCUGGAAGUGCGACUCAGAGCACGGGCUCGAGCUUCCCGACGCGUCCGUCGACCCCCAUGUCCAAUCCCUCAUCUCCGGAGUUACCCAGUCCAUGUCCUCCGCCCGUCAGUCAGAAGUCAAGGCGUGGGAAGAGGAGUUCGCGGCUUGUGAACACACGCUCAUGCUCGAGCAGCUCGCGACCGGCUCAAUUGCGGCAUCAGGUCUUGCACACUGCUCGAAGUGCGAACUGAAGGAGAACCUAUGGUUGUGCUUGACGUGCGGCUCCCUUGGAUGCGGUCGACAACAAUUCGGGGGAGUGGGAGGCAACGGCCACGGGCUGAAUCACUUCGAGGAGACUCAACACCCCGUCAGCGUCAAGCUCGGUACGAUCACUCCCGAAGGCGGGGCAGACAUAUACUGCUACAUUUGUAAUGAUUCGAAGUUGGACCCCGAUCUUGCACGCCAUCUCUCAACGUUUGGCAUCAAUGUGCAGAAGCAGACCAAGACUGAGAAGUCCAUGACGGAGUUGCAAAUUGAACAUAACCUCAAGUUUGACUUCUCAUUGACGGGAGAAGACGGCAAAGCACUCGAACCUGUCUUUGGACCCGGGCUCACUGGGCUGUCCAACCUUGGGAACAGCUGUUACAUGGCAUCGGUCAUGCAGACACUGUUCUCUCUGGACCCCUUCAAGCAGCGAUACCUGCCUACCUCCGCGACGCACUGGGAACUCUGCCAGGAGCUUCUCCCCGCGAGCUGCCUCGAUUGUCAGAUGCACAAGAUGGCAGAUGGACUUCUCUCCGGACGCUAUUCCCACCCCCGCCCACAUGUCUCCCCAUCGCCCACUGCUCCGAAGGAGACCAACCCCUUCGCCCACGACUCGCCCAUCCCCGUCUUCCAGGAGGGCGUUCGUCCCACGUCCUUCAAAGCACUUGUCGGCAAGGGCCACGAAGAGUUCGCAACGAUGCGCCAGCAGGACGCAGAGGAGUUCUUCUCGCACCUCGUCUCGACCCUCCGUCGUCACGCGAAGCGCCUCGGACUUGACGCGGCGAAGGAGCCAACCGCGGUUUUCGCGUUCGGGACGGAGCAGCGGCUGGAGUGCGGCGAGUGCAAGCGCGUGAGGUAUCGAGUCGACGAGACCGACACGCUCAGCAUACCGGUUCCCACGAAGGAGAAGGGGAAAGACGAGGAGGGGAAGGUGCUUUACGAGGAAGUCGCGCUGAAGGAGUGCCUCGAGAUCGUGAUGGGUGCGGAGGCGUUGGAAUACCAAUGCCCGGCGUGCCAGAAGAAGGUUAUCGCGACAAAGCGGACGCGGUUCUCAACGUUCCCGCAUAUCUUGGUUGUGCACGCGAAGAAGUUUCAGUUGGUGAACUGGGUCCCAGCGAAGCUCGACAUUCCCGUCAACCUCCCCGAGGACGAUCUCCUCAUGUUGGAUCAGUACUUGGGUGGUGGUCUCCGGCCUGGAGAGACAGAGCUCCCCAACGACGAAGCCGCAUCUCCCGGUCUGCCUGAGUUCAACCCGGCUGCCAUGGCCCAGCUUGAAGCGAUGGGUUUCCCUACCAUCCGGUGUCAAAAGGCGUUGCUCGCGACGGGUAACGCAGAUCCAGAGGCGGCAAUGGAGUGGCUGUUCGCGCACAUGGAAGACCCAGACAUCGAUGCGCCGAUCCAGCCGUCCGGCGGCGGGGGAAGCAGCAAUUCUGAGCCGUCGGCGGAGCAAGUGAGCAUGCUUGCGGAUAUGGGGUUCACGCCUGCACAAGCGGGGAAGGCGCUCCGCGAAACGGGCGGAAACGCUGAGCGCGCUGUGGAGUGGCUCUUCUCUCACCCCGACGACACCGGCGAAGAAAUCGCGCCAGCGGCAAGCACGCCGGCCGCGAGCGUUGGCGGUUUGGCGACACUUCCGGCACGCUUCCGGCUCAAAGCAUUCGUAUCGCACAAGGGUCCGUCAGUGCACUCGGGACACUACGUUGCGCACAUAAGGACAGAGAACGAGGGCUGGGUGCUCUUCAACGACGAGAAGGUGGUGAAGGCGGACGCCGAAGGCGUGCGGGAGCUCAAGAAGCUUGCGUAUCUGUACGUAUUCGAGAGGAUCUGA
Messenger RNA from Epithele typhae, 2412 nucleotides. Its product is annotated as ubiquitin carboxyl-terminal hydrolase 14. The transcript has 11 exons. The record is from RefSeq and is a predicted model, not a curated record. Lineage: Eukaryota; Fungi; Basidiomycota; Agaricomycetes; Polyporales; Epitheliaceae. Gene Ontology annotation, molecular function: protein binding; cysteine-type deubiquitinase activity; zinc ion binding. Bases 1 to 2412 code for a protein of 803 amino acids. Gene Ontology annotation, biological process: protein deubiquitination.